Zingiber officinale is the source of this 1838-nucleotide messenger RNA. RefSeq names its product trihelix transcription factor ASIL2-like. Gene Ontology annotation, cellular component: nucleus. NCBI's taxonomy places the organism in Eukaryota, Viridiplantae, Streptophyta, Magnoliopsida, Zingiberales, Zingiberaceae. The coding region runs from base 668 to 1531 and encodes 287 amino acids. The record is from RefSeq and is a predicted model, not a curated record. Gene Ontology annotation, molecular function: transcription cis-regulatory region binding. The transcript has 2 exons.
ACAGCGCCUUGUGGUGGUCCUCACCUUUCUCUCGCGGCCGUCUCCUUCUCUCAUUGCUUGUCUCUCGCUUCUGCUCUGACGCCUUUACCUUCCGUCCGUCCUUCCUUCCUUCCUCUCCGUGUCCCCCAAAACAAGCCGACGGCGACCCGUUGCUACCCGACAAACUUACCCACCUCAUCGAUUCCUCCUUCGUCCUUCCCGCUUCCCUAUCUUCCCGUAAAAUUCUCAUCCGUCACCGGCUGUUCCCGGUGCCCCGCGCCAUCCUCUCCUCGACCUAACCACCAAUAAAUUUACUCCCGUCCCUCCGUCCCGCCUUCCCCGUCAACCCACAACGCGCCCACUGAACCAACGGCGGUGAUGCGUCGUCGCCCCCAUGGACCCCGCCUUUUCGCACCCCAAUCAGCGCGAGAACGUCGGCGCACGCGUCUACCGGCGACUUCCGCUCUCGUGCUCUUCACGUGCCUCCCUUCCCUCGCCAGCCGGCGCCCCUCCCUUCCUCGCCGCUCCCCCACCUUCUUUUAUUCCUCUUUCUCUCUCUGUCUCCUUCCGUCAACAACACGGCAACCGAAUAAGAAGGGCAAACAUCAAGGAGGGAGGGGGAGAGAGAGAGAGAGAGAGGCGAUUGAAUCGGAGACGGAUCUCUGGGAGUUUGCGGUAGAUCGAUCUGAUGGAGAGGAAGGAAGGGGGGCCGUAUCGGCCGCCGAACCCGGCCUUGCCCUACCGGGAGGAUUGCUGGAGCGAGGGGGAGACGUCGGCGUUGGUGGACGCCUGGGGCGACCGCUACCUCGACCUCAACCGCGGCAACCUCCGCCAGAAGCACUGGCAGGAGGUCGCCGAUGCCGUCAACUCCCGCCGCGGAGCCGCCGGACGCCGCCCGCCUCGCACCGACGUCCAGUGCAAAAACCGCAUCGAUACCCUCAAGAAAAAGUACAAGAUCGAGAAGGGAAGGAUCGCAUCCGGCUCGGUUGCGGCCGUCAGCCAGUGGCCUUUCUUCUCACGUCUUGAUACCCUCAUCGGAUCGUCCGUCGCCGCCGUCCCCACUGCACACUCGGUGAAGAAGCGCGCUUUGUCGCCCCCUCUUGCUUUGGCGCUCCCAUACCACCGAAAGGGCGCGCCUUUGCCUGUCGCGACAUCCUUACUGCCGUUUGAUUGGAAGGAAAAACGCCCAACAGCCGCCGCCCUUGCUGUCGAUGACUCAAUCUUCUGGCGGGCGGCGGCGGCGGCGGCAGCGGCAGAGGAGGAUGAUGAGGAGGAGGAAGAGGAAGCGGAGGAGGAUGUUGGGUCGCCAUCCGGGUCUUCAGAAAGAAGAUGCAAGAGGGCUUUGGAGAGGGAGGGAAACGAGAUCCGUGAGCUUGCUAGGGCGAUAGAGAGAUUUUCUGAUAUAUACGAGAAUGUUGAGGUGGCGAAGCAGCAGCAGAUGAUGGAAAUGGAGAAGCAGAGAAUGGAGUUCGACAAGGAGCUAGAGUUCCAGAGGAUGCAGAUGUUUGUGGAUUUACAAGUUCAGCUGGCCAAGAUUAAGCGCACCAAGUGAUCUGAUACUGGUGGUUUACAUGUAGAAAUAACUCAAUUAAUUACGUCACUACUUGGAUGCAUGUUCAAUCUAUCCUACCCUCGUCCGAGUGGAGGUGUUUGUGUUUUUAUUUAUUUAUUGUUCGGCAUCAUCAGAACCAUCGAAUUAUAAGAUAGCUGUAGUUGGUUUGGUAAUUUAACUUGAGACAGAUGCUUGUCUGCACCACCCAGUAGAAGUGACUUUUCCUUUUGUUAAACAUAAUUUGCUGAACUAGAUUCUGUCUCGUGGAAGUUUUCGUGAUUUCAAUAGUAUCUUUUUGGUUGCCUAA